Messenger RNA from Pseudopipra pipra, 1599 nucleotides. RefSeq names its product maestro heat-like repeat-containing protein family member 7. Lineage: Eukaryota; Metazoa; Chordata; Aves; Passeriformes; Pipridae. The annotation marks the transcript as partial. The transcript is spliced from 11 exons. Gene Ontology annotation, cellular component: cytoplasm. The record is from RefSeq and is a predicted model, not a curated record.
AUGGCCACUGGGGACACGGCAAACUCGGACCUCUUCAAUGCCCAAACCAGCGCUGCCCUGCUGGAUUUGCUUGUGGAGAACGGUGUCUACAAAGCAAAGCAAAGUGUGGUGGCAAGGGGAGCACUUCUUGGGGGAAGCUGGGCAAGUUACUGGCUCUGGCAGCUCUCCAACUGUCCCCCGUGUCCCCUCCAGGUGCCGGCCAUAGUCAGGUGCAUCCAUCAGUGGCUCACGUCCAAUGUAUCUGAUGAGCACAGGCUGGACAAGACUCUGGUCCUGCUGACUGAGGCACACCCCACGGAUGUCGCAGUGACCCUGCUGCGCUCUGCCCCAGCCUGUGACAGAGCUGCUCGCACCAUGUGGAAGACGCUCAUCUCCUCCAGAUGGACUAAGGAGCCGGUGCUGCAGAUCCUCUUCUGUGUGCUGGAAUACUGGCCAGCGCACAGGAGACGCACCUCUGAUGGGGAUGAGAGGGAUGUCUUUGCCCUGGCUGCAACUGUGGCACUCUGGGAGAUCCUCCAGCUGUCCCACUCCUGGUGCCCAAGUGCAGUGAAGGACAAUUUCCCGCGCCUCCUUCUGACUCUGCUCUUCCAAGUUUUCAUCAGCACAGAGGAGAUGUCAGAGGAGGUCGAGACCUUCUGGAGGCGAUGCCGGGAGCAGCGCAGCCUUCCCCCCAACCCCAACAGGUUUGCAGUGCAGACUGUUAAAGCCCUGCUGCGCCAGCUGCUGGAUGAGGACGUGUUGAUGGUGAUCGGUCGCAAGUGUGGCUGGGACAUGCUCCUCAAGGCUGACAGCCACCACUAUGCAGUGGGUCUGCUGGCCAGGGAGCUGUGCCAUGUCUCCUGCUCCUUCGGUCGCAGCAUUGCCGUCAGCCUGCUCCCGCGGCUCAGCAGGGGAGAGCCCCUGUGGGAACUGCCUGCCCUGGCAUUCCUGGUGGAGGUCCUGCACUGCUUGAUCCCCAGACAAUAUGGGCCCAGCAUCCUGCAGAUUAUUUCCAGGCACCUGCGCAGUCAGUGCCCGGAGAGGCGUCGCCUGGCGCUCCGAGGCCUGGUGGUGCUCAGCAAGGCUCCCUCAAUGGCUAAGAGCAUCCGGAGCCUGAAUGAAAGCCUCCUGGAGCUACUGCAGGAUGCAGACACGGACGCGGUUGAGAUGACUCUCACUGUGUUCAUCAAUGUGCUGGGCUUGAAAAUCAUCCAAAUAUCCAGCCCAAUAGCCCUGAAGUUGCUUGAGGCGCUGCGGCCACUCUUUGACAACGAGCACAGCCAGCUGCAGCAGCUCUCCAUGCUCCUCUUCCGGGAGCUGAUGGAAGCGACAGAGAGGAGCAAGAGCCUAAAGCCACACGUGUACCUGAGUCUGGUGCCAUUCUACUUCAACUGGCACGAUGAGAACCAGCGUGUGGCAGAGGCCUCUCGGAGAGCACUGUUUGGUGCAGCCAGGUUCCUGAAGUGGAGGGAUCUUGAGCACUUGGUGACCAUGGAGCAGCCGUGGAGGUUUCCCGAGUGCCUGCUGGAAAAGGACAGGAGCCAAGUGGGCCAGUACGUGCGCCAGGCCCUGGCGUUCCUGGAGAGCCCAGAGGAGCCCCUGCGAAAGCUGGCCAUCAAG